Messenger RNA from Saimiri boliviensis boliviensis (Bolivian squirrel monkey), 3980 nucleotides. It is a transcript of the gene PRELP, whose product is annotated as proline and arginine rich end leucine rich repeat protein. The record is from RefSeq and is a predicted model, not a curated record. Gene Ontology annotation, molecular function: protein binding; heparin binding. Gene Ontology annotation, cellular component: extracellular exosome. NCBI's taxonomy places the organism in Eukaryota, Metazoa, Chordata, Mammalia, Primates, Cebidae.
UAACCUCCCCACCCCAAUAGGAUCUGGUGGAAGAAAAGUCGGGCAAACACAAGCACGCACGCACCACUGGGAGAUCAGAACUUCUAGCUGGCUCUCUGCUGCCACAGCUCCGCCGAAGGGAGGGGGCGGAAGACGCGGACUAAACUCACAGCUGAGCGGAGAGGAAGGUGUGUGCAGGUGCAUCACCUGGAUCAUGAGGUCACCCCUCUGCUGGCUCCUCCCACUUCUCAUCUUGGCCUCGGUGGCCCAAGGCCAGCCAACAAGACGACCAAGACCCGGGACUGGGCCGGGGCGCAGACCCAGACCCAGGCCCCGGCCCACACCCAGCUUUCCUCAGCCUUAUGAACCAGCAGAGCCAACAGACCUGCCUCCUCCCCUCCCUCCAGGCCCUCCAUCCAUCUUCCCUGACUGUCCCCGCGAAUGCUACUGCCCCCCUGAUUUCCCAUCUGCCCUCUACUGUGAUAGCCGCAACCUGCGCAAGGUCCCCAUCAUCCCGCCCCGCAUCCAUUACCUCUAUCUCCAGAACAACUUCAUCACUGAGCUCCCGGUGGAGUCCUUCCAGAAUGCCACAGGCCUGCGAUGGAUUAACCUGGACAACAACCGAAUCCGCAAGAUAGACCAGAGGGUGCUGGAGAAACUGCCUGGCCUAGUGUUCCUCUACAUGGAGAAGAACCAGCUGGAAGAGGUCCCCUCGGCCCUGCCCCGGAACCUGGAGCAGCUGCGGCUGAGCCAGAACCACAUCUCCAGAAUCCCACCUGGCGUCUUCAGCAAGCUGGAGAACCUGCUACUCCUGGAUCUCCAGCACAACAGGCUGAGCGACGGCGUCUUCAAGCCCGACACCUUCCAGGGCCUCAAGAACCUCAUGCAGCUCAACCUGGCCCACAACAUCCUGAGAAAGAUGCCGCCCAGGGUCCCCACCGCCAUUCACCAGCUCUACCUGGACAGCAACAAGAUUGAGACUAUCCCUAACGGUUACUUCAAGAGCUUUCCCAAUCUUGCCUUCAUUCGACUCAACUACAAUAAGCUGACGGACAGGGGGCUCCCCAAGAACUCCUUCAACAUCUCCAACCUGCUCGUGCUCCACCUGUCACACAACAGGAUCAGCAGUAUGCCCGCCAUCAACAACAGGCUGGAACACCUGUACCUCAACAACAACAGUAUCGAGAAAAUCAACGGAACCCAGAUUUGCCCCAACGACCUAGUCGCGUUCCAUGACUUCUCCUCGGACCUGGAGAACGUGCCACACCUGCGCUACCUGCGGCUGGAUGGGAACUACCUGAAGCCGCCCAUCCCGCUGGACCUCAUGAUGUGCUUCCGCCUCCUGCAGUCCGUGGUCAUCUAGGCCCUGCUCCCCCACGGAUCUGCUCUGACCGCACUUGAAGGCUGGGGCCCAGGCGCCUGUGCCCGCCACUCGUUUUCUCUCUGUCCCUUUCUUGCUCCCAGCUUUGCCUCCCUUAUCCCACCCUCGAGGCAGGGAAAAGCCAUCCAUUCUGCUGCAGCCUCAGGAGCGAGACUUCCAAGGGCUCGGUUUGGUCCCACCCAGUUGAAAGACACCCAGUGCACACCCAAACUCCUGGCCUUCUGUGGUUUCCCUUUGCUCCAGAAACACAGAUGUGUCUAAAGACUUGGUGUCCCCUGUCUCUCCUCCCCCACCCGCCACUCCUGGGGACAUCUGGGCCACAGGCUGACUGACAUCUGAUCUUGGUCCUGGCCCAGCAAGCGGCCCGGAGGUAAGGUUCAGAAAGUCCCCCUGGGGACGCCUCCAUCUUGGGCAGCUCUGGCUCCAAGAGGCCGAGAAACCCAGUUCUCCUCGGCCUCGGAUCCCUUCUGGCAAAGCUGCUGCUCCGCCGCGCGGUUCCCCGGCCCCAGACCUCGCCCUGGCCCUGCUGGCCCAGGUCUCCGGGAAGGAGGAGCGAGGGAAGGACGAGGGGCUGCAGGCUCAGGGCUCCCGCGGGGGCCCUCCCGCCCCAGGGUGAGCAGAGCUCACUCGCUCCUGGCUGGGGCGCAGGAGGGACAGCCGAGGAGCAGAAUGGCCCAAGGAACUAGGAAGCAGCCAUGGGAGGGGGCGGCUCAAGCCUUGGACGGGCCCCCUUGCCCAGCCUCGGGUUAGGGAGCGGCGUUCACAGCGUUUGCGUGGGGGCGGGGAGGGAAGAGGCAGCAGCCCCGCCCCCGCCAUCUGUUCUCCAUCAGGGCGCGCGGCCCGGCCACUUCCACCCCCGGGAGGCGGCUCCUGAGAAACAGAGGAAGGCGCGGGGCAUCUGCACACGUGCACGGAGCCCCUCGGUGCUGGAAAACGCGCCUCCGCCUCGGAGACAGACGCGCCGGCGCCACCUCGUGGCUGGUGCGGGUAACAGCCGGCCCGAGUCUCCCGCCCGCACUCUCCCGGGGGUGAUCGUCCUCGGCGGAGGAGCCCCCGUGGGAUCCCUAACAUGGAAGAGCCGUGGGCCGUGUGCAUGGUGUCGCUCGUCUCCAGGGUCUAAAGGGCACAAGGGUCCCCAGGCUGGGGCUCAUUCCCAUGAUGAGUGAGCCCAGGGGAGGACGUAGGCGGUUCCCGUUUGUGGCAUGCCCUUUCCGGGUGGUGCCGUCUCAGUUCCAGCAUCUGGAAACCGAGGACGUCGAUAAGAUGCUCCUGGCUGGGCGCGGUGGCUCACGCCUGUAAUCCCAGCAUUUUGGGAGGCCGAGGCGGGUAGAUGAUUGCCUGAGCUAAAGAGUUCGAAACCACCCUGACCAAUAUGGUGAAACGCCGUCUCUACUAAGAUGCAAAAAGAUUAGCCAAGUGUAGUGGCGCAGGCUUGUAAUCCCAGCUACUGGGAGGCUGAGGCAGGAGAAUCGCUUGAGCCUGGGAGCUGGAGGUUGCAGUGAGCCGAGAUCAUGCCACUGCACUCCAGAGUGGGCGACAGAGUGAGGCUCUUAUCUCAAAAAAGAAACAACAACAAAAACGAUGCUCUUCUGAGGUCCCUGCGACGCUCCGCUCCGAAUCUGCGGCUCCACACUAAAUCAUCCUCGAAUACAGGACAAGUCCUAAAUCUUUGCCCCUUCCCUUGCAGUAAUUUAUUUUCUAUAUGGACUGUCCCUCCGCCAGAGGCUUCCCCACCCUCCAUCCCUGGCCUAGGUGAGCAGCUUGGCGGGUCUCCAAGUGGAACCCGGCCCAGACAAGGCUGCCUCGACUUCACCUUUCCCCCUAACUUCCUCCAAGGGAUGAUGCCCCUUCUCAGCCUGUGUAUGUUGGUGGGAGGCGUAGGGGAUAGAUGUUCUAGAAAUGAGUAAGACACAGUGCCCGCCCCGAAGUUAGGUUGCAAAAAGUUCCAGAGGUUUUCAAGAAAUUGGGUCUUGAAGUUAGCUGGGUCCCUAACUUCAAGAAAUUCCCAUUAUGCUCCUUCUCACCUUUCUCUUUGGCUAAUUAUGGAAAAUAGGGCCCAUUUCAUCAUAGCCUCCUCCUGUACUCCGCUAAGAUCGCCGCGUUCAUCCUAGCUGCAGCUGGUUUCUCCAAGGCUCCUGCUUAAAGUCGACAUAUUAUUAUGGCUGAAAGCCACUUGAGCCUGGAUAAGCCCUUCUGCAUCUUAUUCGCAGCUUGCAAUCCUCAAGGUUGAUGAGGCCCUCGGGGAAGAGGUCAUUCCCUUGAUCCUGCAAACCCAGACUCGUUUAGCAGCAAGGCAAUCUCCAUCAUCCCAUUGCCCAAUCUAGAGUCUGUCUGCUCUCUCCAUCACUCUCUGCAGCUGUAAGCCAGAGGGGACUCAAGGUAAACCGGCUUUACAGGCUCCCCUCCCCCAAAACACACACACCAUGUGCUGGUUUUUGUGUUUAAAAAAGCCCCCUUCUCCAUGCACAAGUUCAUUCCCUCCAUGCUGUUGUCAUUGACAUAUACAGGUGUGUAUGUGUGCUCUGCAUGUGUAUCUCUUCUCUCUUGAAGACCGUGGUAACUUUGUGAAAUAACUUCCAUAUUUCAACACGCUUCACAGUAGAGGAAAUAAAGUAAUAUG